Molecule: messenger RNA, 2429 nt
Organism: Lycium ferocissimum
Lineage: Eukaryota; Viridiplantae; Streptophyta; Magnoliopsida; Solanales; Solanaceae
Product: outer envelope protein 64, mitochondrial
Exons: 13
Coding region: 81-1886 (601 amino acids)
Molecular function (GO): protein binding
Source: RefSeq, a predicted model, not a curated record
UGUCCUCUUCCCUCAAACCCAACCUACUACCAUUUUCCUCUGUUCCUUAAACCCUUUCCAAAACCUCAAAAUCAACCUUAAUGACAAAACUAUCAAAACUCAAUGUCUCUAAUCCCAAACUCUGUGUCAUGAUCGGUGUUGGAGUUGCUGGAAUAUUGAUCUUAGCUGAAGUUCAACGGCGACGAUUGAAAUCAAGAAAGUCAAUAAAAGAAGAUUAUGGCGCCUUUAUUGAACGCGUUGAGUUGCUUCCGUUUCCUCAACCACCUCCUCCAGCUGCUCCACUUUCCCUUUCUGGUCUCACAUUUGCCAUUAAAGACAAUAUUGAUGUCAAGGAAUAUGUGACGGGUUUUGGUAGUCCAGAGUGGAAACGGACGCAUGAGGUGGCUACAAAGACAGCCAUGGUUGUGACUGCUCUUCUGAAGAAUGGUGCUACUUGUGUUGGGAAGACCAUCAUGGACGAAUUUGGACUUGGGGUUACUGGAGAGAAUGUGCACUACGGUACUCCAAGCAAUCCAAAAUUGCCAUCUCAUAUUCCAGGUGGCUCAUCCAGUGGUUCAGCUGUUGUUGUUGCAGCUGAAGUUGUUGAUUUUGCUUUAGGUACCGAUACAGCUGGGUGCAUUAGAGUACCAGCAGCAUUUUGCGGUGUCCUUGGGUUUAGGCCGUCGCAUGGAGCCGUAUCAACUAUUGGUGUUCUGCCUGUAUCACAAAGUUUGGACAGUAUUGGAUGGUUAGCGCGUGAUCCAUCUGUGCUGCAUCGAGUUGGACAUGUGUUACUUCAGAUACCAUCAGUUGAACCUAAAAGGGCAAGAUGCUUUGUUAUAGCUGAUGAUCUUUUUCAGCUGUGUAAGGUACCGAAGCAGAAGACAGUGUAUGUUGUCACCAAAGUAAUAGAAAAAUUAUCUGGAUACCAGACACCCAAACAUCUGAACCUUGGGCAGUAUAUUGCAUCAAAUGUGCCCAGCUUGAAAGGUUUCAUUGAACAAUCAAUCAUCCAUCAGAAUGGGAUGUCUGCUCUGCGAGCUCUCUCCUCUGUGAUGGUUCUUCUUCAAAGGUAUGAGUUUAAGACGAAUUAUGAAGAAUGGAUGAAGGCUGUGAAACCGAGGUUAGGUUCUCAAGUCUCCAAUCACAUUGCUGGAGAAGUUACCUCGGCUCCCGAGAACAUCAAAGUUCUUUACAAAGUUAGGACUGAGAUGCGAGUUGCCAUGCAGAAUCUUUUGAAGAACAAUGGCAUAUUGGUUCUGCCGACGAUUGCAGAUCCUCCGUUAAAAUUAAAGUCAAGGAAAGGUCUAGCUGCUGAAGUUCAUGAUAGAGCAUUUGCUUUAUUGGGCAUUGCCAGUAUGUCAGGAUGUUGUCAGGCUGCUAUUCCUUUUGGAGAACAUGAUAACUACCCUAUCUCCCUGUCAUUUAUUGCAUCUCAUGGGACUGAUAAGUUUCUACUUGACACUGUCUUGGAUAUGUAUUCAUCUCUUCAAGAGGAAGUAAGCAUACAAUCAAGCGCAUCUCCAUUACCAGAUACCAAUGGUAGCAUUGAUGCAUCUGAACUUCUGAAAGAAAAGGGAAAUGCUGCAUUUAAGGGCAAGCAGUUUAACAAGGCUGUGAGCUACUACACAGAAGCAAUAAAAUUGAACGACAACGGCACAUACUAUUGCAACCGCGCAGCUGCUUACCUAGAAUUGGGAUGCUUCCAGCAAGCUGAAGAGGACUGUACUAAAGCAAUUUCACUUGAUAAAAAGAUUGUAAAAGCUUAUAUGAGACGAGGAGCUGCCAGGGAAUCACUUCUCUUCUAUAAAGAGGCUCUUCAAGAUAUCAAACAUGCACUCGUUCUGGAACCACAGAAUAAGUUCGCCAGUGUGGCUGAAAAGAGACUCAGAAAGCUAAUUAGUUGAUCAUUUAAUGUCAAAAUGGUAUAAGAUGAUGAGAUUGUAAAACCAAAAUAGGAAAAUCAGCGGAGUGUUCUAUACGUUCUUUCUUAUAGCUCAAGGCAGAGGAAUUUUUUUGACACGCAAACGAACCUUCCUGGGCAAAACUUGGAUUUGAAGGCUGAGCUUCUAACUAGAACUGUAUGAUUCCUUGUAUUUGCUCGUGGAUAUCUGUUCUUUUUCUUUUCUGGUCCAAGUCUCCACAUGUAAUUAAUUCAUCAAUUGGAGAAAAAUGCUGCUACGAUGGGCCAAAAAAUUAAUCUUCUUGCUUUCCCUCCUCCCCAUUUGCUAUCUACACACCUUUAAGUCCCUAUUGAGCUGGGCGUACAUUUUGCAUGCAAAGAUAUGCCAAGCAAAUAACCAUGUUUUCCUCUUUUAUAGCAACCCAAGUGCUUAAAUUUAGUUGGUCCUGGAACCCAUUUUGGGCAGCAUCCCUCUUUCUUAUCUCUGAUGAGAGAAGUGUGUGAACUCUAAUCAUAAGCUACUAAAACUUUUGGAUUACAAGGUCUA